Messenger RNA from Lonchura striata (white-rumped munia), 477 nucleotides. NCBI's taxonomy places the organism in Eukaryota, Metazoa, Chordata, Aves, Passeriformes, Estrildidae. The record is from RefSeq and is a predicted model, not a curated record.
CAUGCCCUGUGUGGCCAGUGAGGAUGCCCAGGAUGCCAGGGAGGGGGCAGAGGCAGCCCCAGGGAGAAGCUUCCAGCAGAACAGCCCUUCCCAUUCCCGUUGCCAUGCAGGGAAUGAAGGAGAGAUAAAAGUGACCUUGUCAAAAUCUGCUCAGGAGAAGCUGAGGAGGAAGAGGAAAGAAGACAAAGAACACAACCAUAAAGAGCAGCAGGAAGGCAAAGAUGUGGAAGGGAAGGAGGAAUUCCCUUGGGAAAGGAUUAGACUGAGUAUGAGUGAACCAGAGAAACUCACAGCAGAAAGGUUUAAUCUCUGUGGGGAUUUAUUGACAUCGCCAAGAAAUGGAUCUUUGUCCUUAGAAAAUGUGGCCUUGAACCCUCCCCUGAAAAGAACAUCCAGUUUGAAGAGGUCAAAGUGUUCAUCCUUGCUCGAUUCUGGUAAGCUGGGACAGUAAACUCUUCACAUAUUUGUGCAAUGGAG